Molecule: messenger RNA, 1440 nt
Organism: Vicia villosa (hairy vetch)
Lineage: Eukaryota; Viridiplantae; Streptophyta; Magnoliopsida; Fabales; Fabaceae
Exons: 5
Coding region: 325-1269 (314 amino acids)
Biological process (GO): positive regulation of DNA-templated transcription; regulation of transcription elongation by RNA polymerase II
Cellular component (GO): super elongation complex
Molecular function (GO): transcription elongation factor activity
Source: RefSeq, a predicted model, not a curated record
AUCUUGGUUGAGUAUUUUUUGUUUUCAAAAAGCCAUCAUUAUUCUAAACACAUUUUAAGAAAUAAUUUAAACAAAUUUAUCAUCGAUGAUUAGUCGGAGUCGCAGUACUGAACUCAACCGCCCGGCAAACGCAGCCGGAAUUUUCCAUCGGCGCCGAAACAGUUAAAAUUCCGUUCAGGUUUUUAUUAUCAAUCAUCAUUACAAAAUUCUAAAUUUCCCCUUAAAUCAAAACCUAAUUUCUCAUUAAGCUCCUUCAACAAUCCCUUUAUCGAUCAUCAUUGUUAAAUUGUUUUGUAAGGUUCCUGAACUUUACUUCCUUCCACAAUGGCUAAUAAAUCUAAAGAAGAACCUAACACUGCUCCUAAACCUGAUACAUGGUACAAUCUCACAUUAGGACCUUCUUUCAAAGAUCAUUCCGCUAACAAAUACUGCACUCUCCGAUAUGAAUUUAAGCCGGCUUCAGUUGAUAAGACUAAGCCAGGAUUGCUACGCAAGACCAAAGAGAAUCGAGUUUCUGUGGAGUUUCAGAACAACCAAGUAGGAAAACCUAAGGUGACGUUUGAGGGAAAUAGCGAGGAAUACAAGGAAAACGAUGCUGUCUUGUUCUUUGAUGGUCGUACACUUCGAUUGGAGCGGCUUGAUAGAGCUGUAAAGCAACUGCGGCAUCUUCGAAUGCCUGGGGAGUCUUCAGCUGCUGCUUCAUCUGGACCAGCUUUGGAUCCUUGGUCACCCCCCGUUGGGAAGAACACAAAACCAUCACCUUUUGGCAGUGCCAGGAGCUCAAAUCAAGCUGUUGCAGUUGAAGUGGAACGUAUUGAUAUUGGUGAACCUGAAAAUACUGGCAUCAAGUUUGAUUCUAAGAGGUCAUAUGAUCAACUAAAUGAACGACCACCUGUUUCUGCUAUCUCACCAGCUGCCAUAGAUGAUGUUGGGGAACAUCGAGAUGUAGACAUUGAUGACCUUUUUGGAAGUGGAACACCUGAGAAUGACAAUAAUGUUGAAGAAAAGGAUAAUGUUGGAUUUGACAUGAAUGUUCCAAUCAUUGAUGAUGAGAUAGCUGAUGUAGAUGAUAGUGGUGAUGAGGUCGACAAAGGACCCAAUGCUGCUGAGGCUCUCAGAGCCCAGGUGAAUGCAGAGGGGAAGAAGGGUGAACAAACAUCUUCUUCUAGCAGUAGCAGUGACAGUGGAAGCAGCAGUGAUAGUGGUAGCGGGAGCAGUAGCAGCAGUGAUAGUGGAGGCAGCGAUGACGACUCAGUUACCUCAAUAUAAAAUUGCAUAACCAUGAUUUUUUUCUUUCUUUUCCUUUUAUCAUUUAUCGUUUUUAAUGCAAAUAAUCCAAUAUAUAGAAUAUAUUUAUUAAGCUCGGGUGACAUGAUAGAGAUAUCUUAUCUAUUUGUAAGUAUGAACCUGAAGUAUUCAAGAACUUGAGAUUUUUUUACA